Molecule: messenger RNA, 3334 nt
Organism: Xiphias gladius (swordfish)
Lineage: Eukaryota; Metazoa; Chordata; Actinopteri; Istiophoriformes; Xiphiidae
Gene: mavs
Product: mitochondrial antiviral signaling protein
Exons: 5
Coding region: 104-1879 (591 amino acids)
Source: RefSeq, a predicted model, not a curated record
CAGCUGCGCGGAUGUGUGUGAAGAAGACAGGGCAGGUUUUAUUGAGAGCCAGAAUAGCAGUCGAAAGCGAGUCACGAACAUCUGAGGCACCAAAAGACGAAAGAUGUCGUUUGCCAGUGACAAACUUGCCAAUGGAUAUCUGCGGCGGAAUAUGUCAACUCUUGUAAACAGGGUGAAAGUGAGAGAAAUAAUCAUCCAUCUGCCAUGCUUGACUGCUCACGACAGGGAAAAUAUAGAGGCAAAAAGAGAGACCUGUGGGAAUUAUGACGGCAUGGCGCUUCUUCUGGAGUGUCUGAAGAGGAGAGAAAACUGGCUGGAGCAGUUAAUUGAAGCACUUGAAGUGUGUGAGCAGCCAUCUAUAGCAGCUGAGAUCAGAGCUGAAUACAACGCUCUGAGAGGAGUUAACAGUUCCAACCCCGGCUCCCCUUCAACGACCGUCGUCAGGGCACACGUCCAUGCUGCACCACCUGCCAGUCCUCUGUCCAUUCCAGAUCGCGGUGGAAAUGCUCAGGCUGCUGUUGCUCCGCCGGCUGAAGCAUCAGCUCGUCCUGGGCCAGCGGCUCAGGCCUCACUGCCUCAGGAAACCCCUGUGCGUCCACAGGCCCAGACCUCAGCAGCCCAUGUACCAGAUGCCAGAGGCCCAUCUGAGCCUGUCCCUGAGGCUCCUCAGUCAACUCAGAUUGAAGUGGCGCCCCCUCCAUUGACACCUGCUCCUUCCCGUGAGACACCACACAGUCCAGCCAGCGCACCACCACAGAGGAAGGUUCAUGCACACCAGGAGCCAGAGGAAAACUCUGAGUCAGACAUCCAGAUUAUCUUUGUUGAUAAUGGUGUGAGUCCUGCUCAAGUGAGCACAGGAAAGGGUGAGGUUUCAGUCAACUCUGUGGCGACUCGUCCACUGUCCCGUCCCGUUGAACCGUGUGAAACAGGCACUCUGUCCUAUCCAGAUACUCUCCAAACAACGGCAACUGCAGAGGUCAGGCCACCACAGAGUCCCUCUCCAACUCAGGCAAAUUCAGAUGUGACCGAUGGAUCCUCCUUCCCCACACUGACCCCAGAGAGGCCUCCGGUCCAGGACACCACCCCUCUUGUGAACAAAAUACCUUUUGUCCUGACGCCUGACAAGAUAUCUGAACCUCCUACUACACAGGUUGUCGAAAGCAGCCCACAGACCCAAACAGCGGCUACAACCUCCCCCCUGCCUGGUGCUGCUGGGAUGAGCGCCUCUGCCUUUGAUGACAGCACUUUGUGUCUGAGCAAGCCUGGCCAACUCGUCAGCAUCCAACCACAAAAUCACGACAGUCCUACUGCACACAACUCACCGACGGAGCCCUACUCAGGUGACAGUCAGCGUCUGGAAAUGAGCAAGGCUGAACCGGAUGCUGUUACCUCUGCCCACGUUCCUGCAUGCUCUGGCGUCACCUCCGCCACCACGAAUACAGUCUCUGCACUGUCAUGCCAGGAGAACGGCAUUGCACUCGACCAUAAUGAACCCGAGGAGAACGCCUACGAAUCUCCCUGUCAGAGUUUGGAUACGCAGGAGGUGCGAGUGAAUGUGGUAACAGUGUCCGAGGAGCCGUCCAUCCUUAACCUAGACGGCCAAACCUCAGCACCACGAGAUCAAAUCAUCAAUGGUGAAGCAGCCAGAGCGAUCACUCCUUCCCCAACAUCCUCCACCACCACUGCUGAUACUGUAUCGAGUUUAAACACCCCACCCAGUGAGAGCUACCACCCCUCUGAGCCUGCACCAGCGGAUAUUACUCCAGAGCCGAAAACACUGCCGGCCUCUCGCACCCUGCAAACUAAUACGAAAUACAUUGUGACUGCUGCAGGAGUUGGCGCCAUUGCACUGCUGAUGGCUUGGAGGUUUAAGAAUUAAGGGGAUUUAAUACCUUUAAAGGAGGAGAAGAUUAGACUUUAAGGCCUUGAAAGGAUCUUAAGGGUACGGUGCCUUAUUGUAGUCAUUGGACUGUGAUGGCGUGAGGCACCUGUUUGAUAAUUAUCUAUAGUAAUAAUAGCUGCCAGACCUUUGAUCAUUUCAUCUAGUUCAAGCCUGUUGUAAAGUUGGACUGUGUUCUAUCGUGUUAAUGUUGAUUGAAGUUGACCCUAGUGAGCAUAAACCAAAUUUUCCUUUCUUAUUCUAGUUAGGGAACGUCAUGGAGCUGGGUUGAGAUCUCACGUCACGUGACUGUGUAUUAAUGAUAGAAACGUUUUUAUGUUCACUUGUCUGACAAGCACUUUGAAGAUAAGGCUGUUGGCUGUCAUCCAGUGAUGAUUAGUGUAUAAAGGACCUGAAUUUGACUAAAUGCACACUGUGGGAGAAAGAGCACCAGCAUCACACACAUUUUCUUUUCCUGCUGAAAGUGGGAAAUGGGCUGCAAAUGAUGCCUAGUGCACUGUCUGUAUUUAUUUGUACAUACACACACACACACACACACACACACACACACACACACACACACACACACACACACUAAAUAGGUAUCUAAUUAUGUAUUUUAAGAAUGGACAGUUGUGUCAAAAAACAUUGGAAAGCACUCAUACUGUCUCAGAUAUUCAGCACUCAAAGAAUCAGUCAGCCAAACGGUGCAUAAUUUCAUCACAUAUUAUGGACAUUUAUCUGGUUCAUAAUCUACACUGGUGGUAUUCAGAUUUUUUUUUUUUUAAACCAUGGCAUUGGUUGACACUGAUUUUUCCGUCAUGUCACCAUCCCCCAGUUUCUUUCUGAGCCAGUAAACGUGUUGUGUUACAUGACAAAUGGUAACCGUGCUGCAUUAGCUGUAUAUUUAAGUGGCUUUUAAAAUUUUUAUUCUGAUGGUUGUCACUCAUGUCUUCAGUUUGAAAAGGUAAUUUAAAAAUGUGGGUCAUGUAAAUAUCGCCUAGUGUUUUUUAAUCAUAAUUAGACAUUAUUAAAAAUGUAUUAUAAAAAAUGUAAAUAACCACAUCUCGCUGCAUGCAUGCCAGGUCCUUUGGAAAGCCUGUGUAAAUGUUUGAGAUGACGUUUUAUUUUUCCAUAGGAUUUCCUCCUUUUUUAAUAGAGAAAAGCUGACUGUGUCAUGUUCUGCGAGGUGAGAGAGUUUAAUACAAGAAAUGUCAGGAACCCAGUAGUUUAAUGUAGAAGGUUUUGCACAUUUGAAGAGGAUAUUUGAGCGGCAGAGAAGAAAUGUAUUGUCGGUAUGAAAAAACAUAUAAAGUGGAAAUUGUAAUCUCAGUUUAAGUUUCAUCCGAAUUUGCACUGUCACUAGCUAUGCAUUUCAAUAUAACGCAAGUGCAAUCACAUCAAUAAACCUGAAAUUAUUUAAAAAAAAAAAAUUAUAUUCCUUUAUUGAAUGAC